Molecule: messenger RNA, 2664 nt
Organism: Auxenochlorella protothecoides
Lineage: Eukaryota; Viridiplantae; Chlorophyta; Trebouxiophyceae; Chlorellales; Chlorellaceae
Product: putative beta-tubulin polyglutamylase
Exons: 11
Coding region: 1-2664 (887 amino acids)
Biological process (GO): microtubule cytoskeleton organization; protein polyglutamylation
Cellular component (GO): cilium
Molecular function (GO): tubulin binding; tubulin-glutamic acid ligase activity
Source: RefSeq, a predicted model, not a curated record
AUGGUGUGGAAUGACACUCCCGGAAAUCGUCGCGUGCAGAGCUCGGGCAGCAAGCCCCAGUGUAGCAACCACCUGCCCGGCAUGGCCGAGCUGACGCGAAAGAAGGGGCUGGCGCGCAACCUGGCCAGGCUCGCCCAGGUCAUGCCGGAGCGAUACGACUUCAUGCCGCGCACCCUGCUGCUUCCAGAGCAGCUGCCGGCCCUGCUGGCGGCGCUGGACGAAAACGAGCGGCCGGGGCGCAGCGCCCCGCUUUCCACUUUCAUCCUGAAGCCGGACGCCGGCAGCCAGGGGCGGGGCAUCCUGCUGGCGCAGCGCCGCGCCGACCUGGAGGCCUGGUGCCCCGAGGGCGGCGGCGUGCCCGCCGGGGUGGCCUCACGCUACAUCGAGCGCCCGCUGCUGCUCGGGGACAGCAAGUUUGACCUGCGCCUCUACGUCCUGGUCCUGGGCACCGCACCCCUCGACGUCAGCAUCUUCACAGAGGGCCUGCUGCUGGGCUACGACGUGCUGGUGGACGCCCGGCUCAAGCCCUGGCUGCUGGAGGUGAACGCCUCACCCUCCCUCUGCCUGGACACGGCGGCGGACGCGGAGGUGAAGCGGCCCCUGGUGGCGGCUGCGCUGGCCGCCGCAGCGCGCGCUGCCGGGCUGCUGGGGGUGGAGGGGGAGGAUGCAGGGCGGCGAGGGAGCGCGGCGGGCGAGACCACGCGGCUCCGGGACCCGCGGCAGGAGCACGCGGGGCAGGAUGGCGGGCCGCGCUUCGAGCGCAUCCUGCCCACACCAGACGAUGGAGGCAGUGCGGGCUACGGGGCGGUGCUGGCGGCCAGCGCCGCGUCCUUCCUGUCCGGCACGGCGCAGGGGCGGCUGGAGCGCAGCCUGGCCGGGAUGCAGGCGCGGCGCCAGGCGGCGGAGCGGGAGCGGGAGGCCCGCGCCUCCGCCCAGGCGCGCAAGGUCGCGGCGCUGAAGGCGUGGAUUGCGCGGGAGUGCGCGCGGCAGAGGGAGGCCAGGGUGCCGGGGGGCGGGGAUGGCGGCGAUCAUCGGUCUGGCGUCAAGGGACGCUGCAAAGUCUUUGAUGCCACCGGCGAGGUCGAUCAGAAUUUGCCAAUUGGCGAAAAUGAAUUCGUGUGCCGCAGGGAGUACCUGUCUGCCAGACAGCUCCUCAUCCCUCUGGAUGCCGAGAAGGCAGGGAAGCUGGACCAGCGUCCUGUGCAGGUGCUGACUGAUGCUCAGCCAGUUGAGACAACGGUCCAUGCCACCAAGAAGAGGCGUGGGAAUGAGGUGUCCAACGCCGGCUCCAAGGCCGGCAGCGAGCGGAGCCCAACCGCGUCCUCCGAACAGGCGAGCCACCGGUCGUCCGAGGACGUGCCCACCCCCACCCAGCAGCCCACGCCCUCAGCUUCGGUCCUGAGCGACCUGGGCACCGGCGACAGCGGGACGCCGCGCUCCCGCCCCGGCGCCCCCGCCGGCGAGCGCGACACCGGGCGCUGGUCGCGGCGGCGCUACGAGGCCGCGCUGGCCGCGCUGACGGGCGUGCUGCAGCGCCUGGGCGCGCUGACUCCCGUGGCCGCGGUGCUGCGCCCGGUACUGCGCGACGCGGCGCGCCGUGUCAUCGGCGACACGGGCCUGCUGGACCACCUGCUCAAGCACCAGGCGGACCGGGUGGUGGGGCCAAGGGCGCAGCGCCUGCGCCGCCGGCACAACCACGAGGGGCACAUGGAGUACUGGCUGCAGUCGCCCGAGGCCGCCACGGCCGAGGACGCGCUGCUGCGCAAGGAGGUCACCGCGCUGACCAGCGAACUGCGCGACGUCAAGGAGGUGCGCCACGCUCUGCACGCUGUGCGCGCCGAGGCGGCCCAGGUGCUGCACGAGGUGUCCACCGGCAGCGCGCUGGAGGAAGGCACGGGACAGGCUGCGGGUGGAGGUGGCGGCAACGGCGGCGGAGGAAGAGGGGUGCAGGGCGAGAGCGUCGGCAACCACAGCGGGAAGGGCUCGCGGGUGGUUGGCGCAGAUAUAGGGGUGAUGCAACGCCAGUUUGCCGAGAUCAGCAAGCGCAUCGCUAGUACGGACAGCGUCCUUGAGAGGGUUUUAAAGGCAGCCCAGGACGAACAGGACCAGCGGGCAUCCAUGACGCAGCUUUUCUCUUCGCAUAUGAAAGGAACGCUGGACAUGAUGGAAGACCAUGCAGAAAGACAACUGGAGCUGGAGAACCAGGUGGCUCAGCUGAGGGAGGAGGGUGCUGGGCGACUGGAGGCACUUUCCGCCGCGGCCCAGGACAAUGCUGGGCUCAGGUAUGCUGCUAUUCACGGGGCUGCUGCCAACCAGGCAGCGAGUGGCUCCAGGGCAAGGGAUGCUUCACCCCAUCCCGACUACAACACAUCGUCAGUCAAGCAGCCUCGCGUCCUGCGCCUGCAGCCUCAACAGGGUCUGAUGCCAGAGGAGCAGAAGGCUGGGCCAUCUCUGCCGGCCCUGGGUCACCCCAACAAAAUCAAAGACCUGUCCCAGCUGACGCAUGAGGCCCUGAACGUCUGGAACACCCUGAAGUUCCAGCCAGACACCACGCCCAUCAUCGUCGGGCACGCCUCGCGCCAAACCGGUCCAGGGGCGCCUGGCAAUACCGACGGGGCCUCCGAGGAGGAGCUGGCGCAGCUGACGCCGGAGGCCCGCCCCUGA